Messenger RNA from Drosophila santomea, 1709 nucleotides. It is a transcript of the gene msl-3, whose product is annotated as protein male-specific lethal-3. Gene Ontology annotation, cellular component: MSL complex; NuA4 histone acetyltransferase complex; nucleus. The coding region runs from base 104 to 1642 and encodes 512 amino acids. The transcript is spliced from 6 exons. Gene Ontology annotation, biological process: regulation of DNA-templated transcription; chromatin organization. Lineage: Eukaryota; Metazoa; Arthropoda; Insecta; Diptera; Drosophilidae. The record is from RefSeq and is a predicted model, not a curated record.
ACAUUCGAUAUAAAUACCAUCUACGAGACGCCAGACGUUGAAUUCAAUAUUUAAUAUUUUGUAUAACUAAGUGAUUUACCUAGCCCCCAAUUCGCUGCUAAUAAUGUCGGCGCUAUGGGACGAGACGCCGCUUUUCCACAAGGGCGAGAUAGUCCUUUGCUACGAGCCGGAUAAAUCGAAGGCCCGUGUUCUUUACACCAGCAAGGUUCUGAACGUCUUUGAGCGCCGGAACGAACAUGGCCUGAGGUUCUACGAAUACAAGAUCCACUUCCAGGGCUGGCGGCCCUCCUACGAUCGCUGUGUGCGCGCCCCCGUCCUGCUGAAAGACACCGAGAAGAAUCGCCAGUUGCAGAGGGAGUUGGCCGAAGCCGCCAAGCUGCAGAUUCGUGGCGACUACUCCUACAAGGGCACACCCGAUAAGCCGGCGGCCAAGAAGAAACGCGGCGGAAAAGCGGCACACGUUGAAGAAACCCUUGCGGACCCACUGGACACGGGACACCUCAAGGCGGAGCACGAAAUGGCGCCCACUCCACGAGCAGCAAGCAACCGGACGCGUGACAACAGCGGCGGCAAACGGAAGGAGAAACCUGCGCCCGCCGAUGCCCGAUUAAAGGGAAACCGGGGACGACAAACGGAGACCUACUAUCACAAUAACAUCAAUGAUGUAUCUGUCGAUGGCCAUGUGCCCCAGGAGGAUCGCGUUAUGAUGCGCGUCAGCGAGCGAUUGCGUGAGCUUAUAGAGUACGAUCGGAAUAUGGUCAAGGUACUAGGCAAACAGCACGCCCUGCCUGCGCGCGUGCCCAUCGUGACUAUCAUGGAGAACUUCGUCAAGCAGCAGGCCGUGGAGCUAGCCAUUAGCAUCAAGCAGGACAGCUCGAGAGCCAGGAACACGCAGAGUCGCAAUGCCCGAAUGGAGCGGGAAUACGAUCGCGUUAUGUCCAGUGUCUGCAUGCUGAAGGAAGUAGUGGAUGGAUUGCGCAUCUACUUCGAGUUUCACGUGGAUGACCACUUGCUGUAUAAGGAGGAGAAGGAGUACGUUCACAACUAUCUCACGGACGUCAAUAUGCGCAACUGCAGCCUAAUAUUAAACAAGUCGUACGAGUACAUCAAUCCCAGCGGCGACACGGAACUGAUCGGUCUGGACGGCACGCCAGUGGGCGAAGGGUCGGGCAACACCAAUGGACAGAUCGGAGGUAUUACACUCGGCGGUCCGGAGUACGAGAAGCAGUUGCAAAAGUGCCUGCUCUACAUCGUGACUACCAGUGGGAAAAACACUGCGCAGGCCUAUGAGAGGACGUCCCCGUACACGGCUGCCUACAAACUACCUAUGGAGAUGCGCGGAAUUCUUCACGAAACAUUCAAGUGGCGGCUCUUAUCAGCCGAAUCACCGCCAGAAAAGUCCAUGGUCUUUGGCGCUCCUCACUUGGUUAGACUGAUGAUAAAAAUGCCUAUGUUCUUAAACGCAUCGCCAAUCAGCAAUAAGAAGCUUGAAGAUCUACUUCCCCUCCUCGACGCCUUUAUCAACUACUUGGAGAAUCACAGGGAGUGGUUCGAUAAGGAUAACUAUGUGAACUCCACUGCCCUGCCCCAGGACGAGUUGCAGCGUGAGCUGUUGGACUCCUUGGAUGGAAUUGCUGCUUAGCUUUAGUUGAUCGUAGUUAUCUAGUUUAUUUAUUAUUAAGAUUAAAGCUUAUGUUCUUUUAUUUAAA